Pipistrellus nathusii (Nathusius's pipistrelle) is the source of this 2145-nucleotide messenger RNA. NCBI's taxonomy places the organism in Eukaryota, Metazoa, Chordata, Mammalia, Chiroptera, Vespertilionidae. The record is from the annotation of a GenBank genome assembly.
AUGGGCAUGAGGAUCAAACUACAAAGCACCAACCACCCCAACAACCUGCUGAAGGAACUCAACAAGUGCCGGCUCUCGGAGACCAUGUGCGACGUCACCAUCGUGGUGGGGAGCCGCUCCUUCCCGGCCCACAAAGCUGUGCUGGCCUGCGCGGCCGGCUACUUCCAGAACCUCUUCCUGAACACCGGGCUCGAUGCCGCCAGGACCUACGUGGUGGACUUUAUCACCCCCGCCAACUUCGAGAAGAUCCUGAGCUUUGUCUACACGUCUGAGCUCUUCACAGACCUGAUCAACGUCGGGGUCAUCUACGAGGUCGCCGAGCGCCUGGGCAUGGAGGACCUCCUCCGGGCCUGCCACUCCACCUUCCCUGACCUGGAGAGCACCGCCGUGGCCAAGCCCCUGACCAGCACCGGCGAGAGCCACGCGGGCACCCUGGGCUGCAGCUCGGCAGAACCUGCCCAUCCCCUCGGAGAACUCCGGGGUGGCGGGGAGCACUUUGGUCCUGAGAGAAACUAUGUUUUACCUGGCGAUGCUGGGGGAAGCUAUAAGGACGAAGAGAGAAACGUUACCAGUGACUCUAACCACAGCCUGCCUCUGCCGCAGCAGCCCCUGCCGCCAAAGAUCGAAGACCACGAUACUCCUGCUCCUUUCACCUCUGUACCCAGUGUGGCGGCCCAGCCAGCCCUGGGCACGGUCAGCAUGGCCAUCCAAACCAGCACAAGCUCCUGCCAGCCGUACAAGCUUCAGAGCAACGGAGACUUCGGCAAAAACAGCUUCUUCCCCCCGGACAAUGCGAUAGACAUCACCACGGGGACCAACUCCUGUCUGAGCAACAGCGACCACUCCAGAGACCCGGGCUUUGAGCAGAUGGACGACCUCCAGCUGGAGGACCUGGGGGAUGACGACCUGCAGUUUGAAGACCCCACCGAGGAGAUCGGCACGGCGGAGGAGGUGAUCGAGCUGAGUGAUGACAGCGAGGACGAGCUGACUUUCGGGGACAGUGACAACCGAGAGAACAAGGCCAUGCCCUGCCAGGUGUGCAAGAAGGUCCUAGAGCCCAACAUCCAGCUGAUCCGGCAGCACGCCCGGGACCACGUGGACCUGCUGACAGGCAACUGCAAGGUGUGUGAGACCCACUUCCAGGACCGCAACUCCCGGGUGACCCACGUUCUGUCUCACAUCGGCAUUUUCCUCUUCUCCUGCGACAUGUGUGAGACGAAGUUCUUUACCCAGUGGCAGCUGACGCUCCACCGACGGGAUGGGAUAUUUGAGAACAACAUCAUCGUCCACCCCAACGACCCCCUGCCCGGGAAGCUGGGCUUGUUUUCGGGGGCAGCCUCCGCAGAAUUGAAGUGUGCGGCCUGCGGGAAGGCGCUGGCCAAAGAUUUCCACGUGGUCCGGGGCCACAUCCUGGACCACCUGACCUUGAAGGGCCAGGCCUGCAGUGUCUGCGACCAGCGCCACCUCAACCUCUGCAGCCUCAUGUGGCACAUGCUCUCCCAUCUGGGCAUCUCGGUCUUCUCCUGCUCCGUCUGCGCCAACAGCUUCGUGGACUGGCACCUCCUGGAGAAGCACAUGGCCGUGCACCAAAGCCUGGAAGACACCCUCUUCCGCUGCCACUUGUGCAGCCAGAGCUUCAAGUCGGAGGCCGCCUACCGCUACCACGUCAGCCAGCACAAAUGCGGCGGCGGCGGCGGCGGCCUCGACCCCCGGCCCGGCUUUGGGCCCCAGCACCCCGUUCUCCCGAAGCGGAAGCUGCCAGUGGAGGAGUUCCUGAGCGAGGAGCUGGCGCUGCAGGGCCAGCCUGGGAACAGCAAGUACAGCUGCAAGGUCUGUGGCAAGAGGUUUGCCCACACGAGCGAGUUCAACUACCACCGGCGGAUCCACACGGGCGAGAAGCCGUACCAGUGUAAGGUCUGCCACAAGUUCUUCCGAGGCCGCUCGACCAUCAAGUGCCACCUGAAGACGCACUCGGGGGCCCUCAUGUACCGCUGCACCGUCUGUGGCCACUACAGCUCCACCCUGAACCUCAUGAGCAAGCACGUGGGCGUGCACAAGGGCAGCCUCCCGCCCGACUUCACCAUCGAGCAGACCUUCAUGUACAUCAUCCAUUCCAAAGAGGCGGAGAAGAGCCCGGACAGCUGA